AUGUUAAAGGGAAAUCUUGAUUUAACAACACCAUCACAUCAUCAACCAACAUCUAAAAAAAACUGCGAAAAAACUAUGCAAAUAAUACAUUUACACAAUUUAUUGGAACAGCAACGUCGUACAUUUCAAGACGUGAUAACAUCAUUAUCAUAUUUAAUCGGUGGACCAGUUCCUACUGUUGGAAAAACCAAAAAACGUCGUACUGAAGGUUAA
This is a messenger RNA of Didymodactylos carnosus, 213 nucleotides long. Lineage: Eukaryota; Metazoa; Rotifera; Eurotatoria; Philodinida; Philodinidae. The record is from the annotation of a GenBank genome assembly.